Molecule: messenger RNA, 2388 nt
Organism: Populus euphratica (Euphrates poplar)
Lineage: Eukaryota; Viridiplantae; Streptophyta; Magnoliopsida; Malpighiales; Salicaceae
Product: Protein kinase superfamily protein
Exons: 21
Coding region: 195-2366 (723 amino acids)
Biological process (GO): protein phosphorylation
Molecular function (GO): protein serine/threonine kinase activator activity; protein kinase activity; ATP binding
Source: RefSeq, a predicted model, not a curated record
UCUCCACGUCAUCACCCUCCUCUCUCGCCUCUCGCCUCUACGGAUUCUUUGUAGAAUCGGCGGUCAACGAACCAAUCAAAUUAAAAACUCCUAUAUCCCUCAAAACGGCACCUUUUCAAACUCUCCAAAGAGAGUUGCAGAAUCGGCGGUUACUACCGGUGGCGGCGGUGGAGGAUACGUUAUCGUGACGGUGGAUGGGGAGGAUGGGAAAGAUGUACACGGUGAAUCCAAAUGAUUAUAAGUUAUUAGAAGAAGUAGGAUAUGGAGCGAGUGCUGUUGUUUAUAGAGCGAUCUAUAUUCCGUUUAAUGAAGUAGUCGCUAUUAAGUGUUUGGAUCUCGAUCGUUGCAAUAGCAAUCUGGAUGAUAUAAGGAGGGAAGCUCAAACCAUGAGUUUGAUAGAUCAUCCAAAUGUUAUUAGAGCUUAUUGUUCAUUUGUUGUUGACCAAAAUUUAUGGGUGGUCAUGCCGUUCAUGGCUGAGGGCUCUUGUUUGCACCUCAUGAAGAUAGCAUAUCACGAAGGAUUUGAGGAGUCUGCUAUUGGUUCUAUUCUGAAAGAAACGCUUAAGGCUUUGGAGUACCUGCAUCGACAAGGGCAUAUUCAUCGGGAUGUUAAAGCUGGAAACAUUCUACUGGAUACCAAUGGGAUUGUAAAGCUUGCUGACUUUGGUGUUUCAGCUUGCAUGUUUGAUACAGGUGAUCGACAGCGUUCCAGAAAUACUUUUGUGGGGACUCCAUGCUGGAUGGCACCUGAGGUUUUGCAGCCAGGAAGUGGAUAUAAUUCGAAGGCUGAUAUUUGGUCAUUUGGUAUAACGGCACUUGAGCUGGCCCAUGGCCAUGCACCUUUUUCAAAAUAUCCUCCAAUGAAGGUUCUUCUCAUGACCAUACAGAAUGCUCCUCCUGGUCUUGAUUAUGAUCGUGAUAAAAAAUUCUCUAAGUCUUUUAAAGAAAUGGUUGCAAUGUGCCUUGUGAAAGAUCAAACAAAGAGGCCAACUGCUGAGAAGUUAAUAAAACAUUCUUUUUUUAAGAAUGCAAAGCCUCCAGAGCUUUCUGUGAAGAAGUUGUUUGCAGACUUGCCCCCACUUUGGAAUCGUGUGAAAGCUAUUCAGCUUAAAGAUGCUGCACAGCUGGCUCUAAAGAGAAUGCCUUCUGCAGAACAAGAAGCAUUGUCACAGAGUGAGUAUCAACGCGGAGUUAGUGCCUGGAAUUUUGACCUUGAGGAUUUGAAAGCCCAAGCAUCACUAGUGCGAGAUGAUGAUGAUAUACCAGAGAUGAGGGAAGAAGAUGAAAGCAUUAAAUUUGGUGGUGGUAAGGCUGCUAUUGGUUCCCAAUCAAGUUCAGUGAAAAUAAAUUCAAAUAGUGAAAUGCAGCUGGCUGAGUACAGCAGACAAUUAAGUGGGUGUGAAUUGCCUCAGGCAGAUAACUUCAUUAAGAAGGGCAAGUUACCAGAAAGUGACUUGCUGGAAACCAGUAGCCUUGAAAAAGAGAGAAAUGGAUCAAUCUCUGAAGCAAAGGCCUCGACGUCAGAAAGCCUCAUGGCGCAGGCCAAGGCCAAAACAGUGAAAAGUCGCCAAACCCAUAGUGGGCCGCUCAUGCCUGGUACUGUAUUUUCUCAUUCAUUAUCAGAAAGGGGGCGCACUUCUGAAAGGUUUGAGAAUGAAAUUCAUCCAACAGCUGAAAGAGUCACCCGUGAACUUCGGAAAGGUCCAAGCUUUAGUGGUCCUCUAAUGCUUCCAAAUCGAGCUUCAGCGAACAGUUUAUCAGCUCCCAUAAAAUCUUCAGGAGGAUUUAGGGAUUCUUUGGAUGAAAAGUCGAAGACAAAUCUAGUCCAAAUAAAGGGGAGGUUCUCAGUUACAUCAGAAAAUUUAGAUCUUGUAAAGGAUAUUCCAUUAAGUACGGUUCCACGACGGUCUUCACAAUCACCACUGAGAAAGUCUGCUAGUGUUGGUGAGUGGAUGUUUGAGCCAAAGCAAAUGCCUGUGAAUCAGCCUCCAAAAGAGGUUAGCCACAAUAGUGUCCAUGCUCUACUCUUGCCUCAUCUUCAGAAUCUUUUUCAGCAGACCUCAAUUCAACAGGAUAUUAUUAUAAGUUUAUUGAAUAGCCUGCAGCCAGCUGAGGCCAUAGAAGCUGCUCAAAAUGGGAAGUUGCUGCCAUUGCCUCAUGGUUCAGAGAACAAUGGAAGUGUCGAAGCAGCAUCCUCUGAGAGGGAGAAAUCAUUAUUGAUCAAGAUCAUUGAGCUUCAAAAUAGGAUGGUGAAUUUGACCGAUGAACUGAAUGUUGAAAAGCUAAAAUAUGAGCGAUUGCAGCAGCAGCUGAAAGCCAUAUCUGGUAGGGAAGAGAAUGGGGAAAGGAGCGGAGUGGAUGCCUGAAAGCGUAAUUCUUAUCACGGUA